GUUGUUUGUUUGGAUUGAAAAUGGUCAGUGGUUAUCAAUGUUUGAAGAAAGAAAAGAGGGCAAGAUGACGGGAGGAAGUGCUGAUCCCGCAAAUAGUAAUGCAGGGGAUCGUCGCAACGACAGCUUGGAACUCGCACGAGCCAUUCGGGAAGUCGACAAUCAGAAGGUGCAACUGCCGAAAGUUCAAGUUCCCCUCUUCGAUGGCACCAAUGUCUCAGCAUGGGCGGACAAGUUUGAGCAAUUGGGCAGUUGUUGUGAAUGGACGAAUGAGAAGAUGCUUCAAAUGGUGAAGCGAUAUUGUAUGGUCGAGUAUAAAAAAGAGGUGUCGGAGUUGGUGCAAGCUUCGCGCGACUGGCCGGACUUCAAGGCCAAACUAUUGGACGAGUACCAAUUGGGGGAUCAACUGCUCGACCUGGCGGGCUUACGAAAAGUUAGUCGUCGGAAGUUUGGUACGGCCAAGCAGUUUCUCACGGAGUUUGAACGGGUUGCGCGUUUAGUGCCUGACCUUCCAGAUAAGGAUCGGUGUCUUAUCUUCCUCGAUAACUUUUCGGAAGUUGAGCAGCGGGAAUUGAUGAAGGAUAUGACUGGUCGAUACGACUGGCCAAAGAUCAAGGAGAAUUUGUUGGCGGGAAGCUUCGACCAGAUGCUUUACCAUCUCCUGAAGCAGCAAAAAGAGGACCGCGAGAAAGAAGGGGUAAGCGCGGACAAGGACCAAGCCGUUUACAAGACCCUGACUAACAUGCGGAACAUGACGGCUGACAUGAAGGAGGAAAGGUUAAAGCUACAAGUGAUGAUGGUCCAGACGAAAGGGGGAAAACGGAAGGGAAAAGCACCCGUUGUGGAGGAUGUGAGUAGUAGUAGCAGUGAAGAGGAAGAUGAGGAGGAAGUGGAGCCCCCUCGAAAAUUGACCAAGGCAGAACGGAAGGCCCUAAAUCAGAUACGAGGAGGGCAAGGCACUAGUAAAAAGCAGCGGAAGAACAAUGGAGGAGGUGGACAAGGAAGCAAUCAGGAACAGGCGACGCAGGCCCCUCCUCAGCAACCCCAACCUCGGGCAGGAGUUCGAGGCCGAGGUAGAGGUAGAGGACAAGGCACUGGGGGAGGCCAAGGAAAUGGUGGCGGCCAGGGCAAUUGGCAGAAUUGGUUUUGCAAGUAUUGUGACCAAGAUGGGCAUGGGAUACGGUUUUGUCAGACUGUUACCAAAGAUGAAAACGACAAGGUUAUAUAUACGAAUAUCCGAGGCGAGGUCUACGACUUUGAAGGGAAUCUCAUCGAUCCCAAUGUGGAAGGGGGAAUGAGAAAGGAAGCCUUCCGACCUAUGGGGCGAGAUCUUCCAGCAACUUUUCGACUGGCUUCCCAGGAAGAAGUCGAACAGAUCGAGUUGGAAGCGGCGAUGGAGUCGUUGGCGAUUGAAGAUGCCAAGGCCGGAGAUGAAGGUUUGAGCAAAGAGCAGGAAGAGAUACUGCAGCGAGCUCAGACGGUGGUCAGAAAAAUGACUCGAUGCAGGGAAAUUUUCGUUCAAAUAUGUGCCGACAUGAACGAAGAGUGGUCCGGGUUUCCCCAAGUUUUUUUGUUUGGAGGAUGGGACAGAGACGGCCAAGGAGGUAUUAAUGAUGUUACCACAUCACAGCCUGGAUCGCCGUCGGCAGGGCGUUUGAUGGCCACCACGGUCUUGUCCCGUCCUGCUUUCAAGCGACCUGCCACCGCUGGUCUCCCACAAGCUCAGAGGGCUCGAAGGUCGCCGCGGCCAAGGGCAGCGCCAGAAGAAUGGCCAAGUCAGCCUCGGGAAACCGAGACUAUUCCGAUUGAAGAAGAUGAUGGCGAGGAGGACGAGUUGUUGCGAGCCGAGGAUGAGCGGCAGGCCAAACAACGGGCCAUGGAGAGGGAGCCAGAAACGGGCAGGGCCGAUGUUGGGGAAGGAGAGUUGAAAAAGGAAAAGCAAGUCUACACUAUUCCAGUAGAGCAAGGGCUGGAUAUUGAGUAAAACAUGGAUCGGAUUUUGGAAAGCCAACGCGAUUUGUUCACGCUCAAGGAGUUCUUGGCCGCGUCACCCAAAAUC
Chara braunii is the source of this 2056-nucleotide messenger RNA. The record is from the annotation of a GenBank genome assembly. NCBI's taxonomy places the organism in Eukaryota, Viridiplantae, Streptophyta, Charophyceae, Charales, Characeae.